Molecule: messenger RNA, 1000 nt
Organism: Contarinia nasturtii (swede midge)
Lineage: Eukaryota; Metazoa; Arthropoda; Insecta; Diptera; Cecidomyiidae
Product: PRA1 family protein 3
Exons: 2
Coding region: 279-833 (184 amino acids)
Cellular component (GO): membrane
Source: RefSeq, a predicted model, not a curated record
CAUUUGUUGUUUUGUUCUGUCAGAACGUGUAUUUAUUUAUGAAUUGCUUACGAAUAAUAAGUAAGUGUGAGCAAUCAAUGACAUCAUUUUCUCGAAAAUAUUUGGCUCAAUAAUAAAAAAAACAACAUUUAUCAGACGUUCUUCGGAUCAAAAGUGGGUUUUUCUGCGCUUGUCCACAAUCGAUUGCAGAUAGUUUAAUUGUCGCGGUGAAUAACAAUUUGCUCACGUUGCAGCAGUAUAUCGAAUUGAAUUGAGAAAAAAAAACAACUAUAAAUAAAAUGGGUCUUGAAUGUGAACUACCGCCGUUACGCUCGUUGGACGAUUUUCUAUUGGGAUCGGCCCGAUUUCAACCGCCAAAUUUCCAAGACCUCGAAAAAUGGGGAAAUCGAGUCACCAAAAAUUUUCUAUACUAUCAAACAAAUUACUUUGUAAUGGCAAUGAUUGUAUCAGUGCUAUUUAUACUUUAUAAUCCGGUGCAAACAAUUUCUGGCAUUUGUGCGUUUGUCGUUAUAAUUGCGUCGUUUGUUGUCAUCAAUCCAAAUCAAAUUCAAGGUCAACCGCAACAUGAAAAAUUCCCAGGAUCAACUGGAUGGCUAUACAUUGGCGGCAUCAUACUUACUAUUGGUCUAAUUUUGUAUUUAUUCCAAUCAAUUAUGUAUGUGACCCUAAUAAUUUUACUACCAUUUGUCUUGGCAUUCAUACAUGCAUCGUUACGCCUACGAAAUCUACGCAAUAAAUUAUCAAAUGCAAUUGAUGAAAAACAACUACGCUACACACCAAUGGGCGUAUUUUUGGAAGCAAUGUACGUGGUUGUUGAUUCAGCUACAAAAUAAAUUUCGUUUAUUGUAAAUGUAUCUUAAAGGAUUCGAUUACUUUUAAGUUUAAAUCGUUAUGCAAAAAAAAAAAAAUAUUUCAAAACAGAUUUGAAUCUCUUUAGUCAAUAAAGCAAAAACAAAAAAAAAGUAUUCAAAUAAAAGUUGUAAACAUUUCGCUGCAUUCA